Molecule: messenger RNA, 4372 nt
Organism: Bactrocera dorsalis (oriental fruit fly)
Lineage: Eukaryota; Metazoa; Arthropoda; Insecta; Diptera; Tephritidae
Exons: 2
Coding region: 161-3889 (1242 amino acids)
Source: RefSeq, a predicted model, not a curated record
AACUUAUUCGGGUAGAACUUUCAAAAAAAAGCAAAUUCAAAUGAAUUUAUUUUUAACUUUCGUGAAAUGUUAAUCGAAUUUCUUCUAUUCGUCAAAAUUUGCUGUAACAAGAAAGAAAAACUCGCAAAAAUUUUAAAAAUAUUUGGCAAUUCAUCGCAUAAUGGACACAGAUAGAAAGCAUUGCAAUCGGCCAACAUGUGGCAAUAAGACGAAAUGUGCACAAUCGAAUAAAGAUGCUAAACGAUCUCCGAUGACUUUGUGUAGACCCGGAGCUGAGCCGGCCAAGGCUGCUACGCCCAACGUUGGCAAUUCGACGCAGAUAUUAUUUGUUGAUUCGAACUUUACGGAAACUCCUAGUGAGUAUGACACCUUCUAUGAUUGCUAUAGCGAUGUUGAAAUAAGUCAGACAAAAGCUGUGGUGUCUUCAAUGUGUGGCCUAAGUGUGCCACCGCCUCCUGUAAAAGAUUCUCGCAUGUUUCGCGAUGCACUCAAACAAGUUAUUCUCACUGCUCAGACGCUCUUGGUCGAUUUCGACAGAGGCGGUCGCAAGGAGCGUAGAGGUUGCGGUUCGCGUUGUCGAUGUGAUGUGCGCAAUAUUAAACCUCAUACACAAACCGUACAAUUGGAGGUAACGGCAAAAGUCGCUACAAAUAAAUCGUCCACACCGCAAAAUAUUCGCAUCGAUCCAAUCACAUUUACAAUACCACUGAAACUACACGUACAGGGACAACACCAACACAACAUACCAUACUCGGUGUCACAGCAAUCAAAUGAAUUUAGGAAGCCACCGCCGCCGGCUAUGCUCGACCGGGAUCCAAUGCCAAAUAUGUUUACCUCGAUGGAGCCAAUACGCACAGCUAUAAUUACAGCCCCACGACAGGAAAUAAACAGUAUACCCAUGGAAGGAAGUGGACCAGCAUUUAAUUUUCAAUCAGCUCUAUUACAACAAAUGGUUGGUAUACCACCAGGUUUUCUGCAAUUACCGUUACCUGGUGCUGAAGCUUUUACAGCACCGCCUCCGUCCAAGGGAGUUUCGUCAAAAGUACAAAUUCAAGUUCCGCCACCACCACCACUAAUGACAUUAGGCAGGCCAGAUGAAACAACGACGAUAAAAGCGAAAAAGACUUGUAAAGGAACUUGCUCUGUGAAACGUCAGCAAGUGGCUUCGACUGAAGCAUUUUUAUCACCGUCCUUAGCACCUGUUACUAAAGGGCCAUUUCUGACAACAAUAACAACGUCGUCGAUACCGUCUGUGGGAACAGGUAAAUCACCUCAAGUAUCGGAAACAAGAAGUCAAGGCGUAUGUGUACUGUGCGGACGUGGAGGUGAACAGCCAAAUAAGCAAAUCGAUGUUUCUCAAAGAGCUCCUUGUGGAGUGUGCUCGAAAGGAAAGUUUGUUAUGCCACAGCCGCAACCGGGAGAAUUCCCCCGUCCCAUACAGAAAACGGGUACAUUUGGUGAAUAUUCACGCUGUGAUAAAACUACGGAAUCGUUAGUGGUACUUGUUCCUCCAGUAAUGCCCAAGUCUGCGGUUAGGGCGGGUGCUGAGGUAUCCUCAAAUACAUGUCCCUUUGGUAGUCUUCAGAAGCAAAUGGAAAUGCAGCGUCCAUAUGGUGCUGCGUGUCCAAUAGGACCAUCACUGUUGAAACCACAGCAACAAGAUAAUCAAAUAAACAUUGAGAAACAACAACAUGAUGUCAAACGUCCCUUGAAAGGCCCUUGUGGAAUGUGUUCGACUGAGGUUCCGGCACCACCACCAUUUGAUGAGCCUUUAUUUAAAUCAAAAGGACCAUGUGGGGUAUGUUCAAAACCUAAGCCAGCAAUUCAAAAGAGUCAAGAAGAAAAAGUUCGUCCAUUAACAACUCCUUCUGAACAUACUAAGCCUAAAGGAAUAUGUUCAAAUCGGCAGGAAAACCCUUGUGAAAUUUGUCCAAAAAAAUCAGCGGCUGCAAACGAGUUUGGUAAACCGCCAUGUGGAGUUUGUUCCAAAGCUGUUGAGGUAGCGGUUAAAACUGAAAAAACUCCAUGUGAAAUUUGCUCGAAGAAGACAAUGACUCCAAUAGAGGUUAUUAAUGCGCCAUGUUCAAAAAUACUGGACGAGCCAGUAACAUUGGGAAAAACUCCAUGUGUAAUUUGCUCGAAAAAGUCAGCGGUUCUAAAAGAGACUAUUAAACCGCCGUGUGGGAUUUGUUCAAAGAAGUCAACGGCAACAAUGGAGGAUAUGAAUGCGCCUUGUGGAGUUUGUUUACAAAUGGAAAAACCUCCAUGUGGAAUUUGUUCGAAGAAGUCCACACCUCCAAUGGAGGAUAUAACGCCAUGUGGAGUUUGUACAGAAUUGGAAAAACCUCCUUGUGGAAUUUGCACCAAGAGGUCGGAAGCUCCAAUGGAGAUGAAAACUUCUAAAGUACCUUGUGGAAUUUGUUCAAAAAGGUCAGCGACUCCCAUUGAGGUUAUCAAAGGGCCUUGUGGAGUUUGCUCUAAAUCAGUAGACGCACCUGAGGUUGUCAAAGGGCCUUGUGGAGUUUGUUCAAAAUCAGUAGACGCACCUGAGGUUGUCAAAGGGCCUUGUGGAGUUUGCUCUAAAUCAGUAGACGCACCUGCGAAAACAGGAAAAGCUCCUUGUGGUAUUUGUUCUAAAACGUCAGCGACUCCAAUGGAGGUUGUGAAAGGCCCUUGUGGAGUUUGUUCAAAGUCAGUAAAAGCACCCACGAAAACAGAAACAGCUCCUUGUGGUAUUUGCUCUAAAAGGUCAGCUGGACCAGUCGCAGUUGUGAAGGGACCUUGUGGCGUAUGUUCAAAAGCAGUGGAAGAAUCUAUCAAACCUACAAAACCCUGUGGUAUUUGCUCAAAGGGCGUAACAGCGCCUUUGGAAGUCGAAACAGGACCAUGUGGUAUAUGUUCUCGGGGAGUUACUCCAUUUGUUACUGAAGAAAUAGGACCAUGCGGAAUUUGUUCAAGAGGAGUCGAGUCUGCUGUUACACAUGAUAACUUAUCUGCUCCAAUGCAAGAAAUAAUGGGACCAUGCGGGAUAUGUUCACAAUUGGUAAGUGGUUCCCCUACGGUGGAACCCGAAGAAACAGAAGGGCCUUGUAAUAUAUGCAAAAAGGCACCAACGAAACCCGAUUCUCGAGAUAUUUGUGGAAUUUGUAAAAAAAUGCGUGCUCCUGAAAGUCAAGCAAUGCCAGCCGGAGCUCCCUGUAAAAUAUGUGGUCAAGGACCAACAACGACUUCAGCUGGAAGAACUUGUGGAACAUGUAAUUUUACACCCACUUCACCGUCAAGUGGAUAUAAAUCAUGUGGAUCUUGCUUGGUAGCACCACCCAAAUCCUCGAACAUUCGAACAUGCGGUACCUGUAUGUUACAACCUCCAACCAGAAGUGGACGAACUUGUGGUACAUGUAUGGUGAUACCUACACCAGAGGCUAUGGCCGAAAUACCACCAAAAGUAGAGUCUGUCGUGGAACAUCGCGUAUACAAGGCAUUACCUCAACACAAAGACAUUCACAUUUGUUCGCCAUGUCGUUAUGAUCCGAGUCCAUUAAUAGACGAAGAGGGCAACGUAUUUUGUCCACAUAAUUGUGGUUGUUGCUUAUGCCCUUGGCGAAAACGUGCCACGGACAGCCAAAUCGAUCAAAUAAAACAUGAAAAAAUCAAAGUUUGCAAAUGUCGUAUGAAGGGUUCUAUAUUUGCGGAUUACACAUCACGUGCCAAAUGUAGCAAUACGUCCUACUUUGAUUGUUGCCCAUGCCGCGAAAGAGCGGAGGCAAAAUAUUUGGAAAUGACUGGUGAAGAGAUGUGGAGUCCCGAUGACAAACUGAGAGAGCGAGUACGCGGUGAACCCGUCAAUUUGGAAGAUGUUGUAGAAUACAAACGUACGAGCACCCAAUAGUUUCCGGUUUUCUAAGGAUUGCUCAGAAACAUUUAGAAUUUGCCUUGAAUUACAAAUAGAAAAAAAAACAGAUAUUAACACAUAAAUAUGUAAAUACACGAACUCAAAUCGAAAAUAUGGCUUUGUUGAGACAAUGUUGAAUAAAUUGUUCAGUUUUAGAUCUUGAAAUUGAAUAGAGUCUAAUUUCUACAAGUUCUUGUAAAAGGUUUCAGAGUAUGAAGUGGGUUUCAUCGCGUAUCCGCUCAGACGGUUUACCUUCAGUGGAGAGUUGUAGAAUUUACAAUUCGUAGAAAUACGUAAUCGAAAUUAUUUACACCCCUCUAAACCAUUUUCGAUUAUUACAACUACCUUUUGUUUUUUUUUUUUCUUUGACAAGCUCGGACGAAAUUUUGAAAUUAAAAUUAUUGAAACAAUUCGUAGAUUUUGUCGAAAUAUUUUCUGUUAUCUAAUUUGCGUCUUUUGGCGACUUGUCUUUUGUAUUUC